CACAGAUAGCCUUGAGGGUUACCUUGCCGUUUCCCACGAUUAAUGUUUCAGCUCGGGCAAACGAUCUUGUAUUCAACUCCUCAUGGUCCCGCAAAGGAUCGCAUAUGACUUUCGUUUUAAUGAGGUCCGUCUUAUUGUUCUAAGUUGAUCACCAUCAUCCCGGGGGUGGCCUCCUUUCACGCCAUCACAAUUGACGACACAUGAUUAGAGCCUCAUAGAUAAGUUCCUUUGACCUUUUAUACCGUCUGUGACAGUCGCUAAAGUGAGACAGGAUGCGACGAAACCUAUUGGACUGAGAACGUGGGAAACCCAACACAAGGGAAGGGAAACAUCCAGAAUUGCGUCGAGUCCACCAAUUCAUUAACUGCACUGCAUUUUGAUUCUUGAAGCAAGAAAGAAGGGAAAAUGUUGUCUCUCAUCAAAAUCACAUGUCUUACAGCUUUUCUGGUUUCCGAGCAGCUAUGGGCUAAGCCACUGAUGCUACCGACUCACAUCUCAACCACGGCUUAUGGUCCUGCUCUGUACGAUCCUAGCACUGGGCCAACAUGUGCCGAUAUCAAGCAGACUACUGCUCCUGAUUGUUGGUUAGCAUCAGUGAUGUGUGCGCUUGCCAAAUGUAAUGGAGGAUUCAUAACGUCGCUCAUUGUGGCUAAGACCCAAGUACACCCUGCAACCAGUUUGAGUGUAACAGGGGCAACAUUUAAGAUCUGGGAUCCUGAUACGUUGGUUGAGACUGACCAAGCAGUCGUCCUAGCCGACACUGUAACUGGAGACGGGAACGACGACUCCAGUAUCUAUGUCUGGUGGCCGAGUGCCUUGCAAGCGGCCGUAAAGAAGCAUGGAGGUUCUGGAAUUACGGAUGGAAAAUUCGAUAUCAAUGGUGGUUUCGGUUUCAAGGCCCUAUCAUACCUCACCGGCCUUGAAGCAUCCUGCGAGAUGAAUUCGUCUACUUGGUGGGGCAACCUAGUAGCGCACGUUGAUAGUACGCCCAUCGUUAUGUGUACAAAUAGCGACACAGAUGUUUUGGUCAAUUCUCAUUGCUACACUGCCAUGACGAUAAUUGACAACGGUGACUCGGAUGAUACACGAACCGUGCAACUUCAUAACCCUUGGGGAAACACCAAAAAUUACAAAUUCAGCGAUAUCAAGGAUGACGUUAAUUACCUUGCUCACCUCACACAGUGGAACGCGUACACUGGGUAGAAGCCUGUGUAGUAAAUUGGAAACUCUUCUGUCUGCAACUGAUUGUGUUACUCAAUUAUUCUCAUUGUUGUAUCAUUAUAAGCUGCUAGCCGCUAGUUGUUAGAUUGCAGUAACCGAAUCCUUAGGAACUUCUUUCGAUGUAGUGACAAUGCGUGGACGGAAGGCAGAAGAAGCUAUCAUUAUGUUGAUAUGGGAAAAUAAAAUACAACGUCAGAAAAUGCUUCGACGACGAAGAUUGUUGAUCAUGCAUCGCCG
Messenger RNA from Cryptococcus deneoformans JEC21, 1458 nucleotides. RefSeq lists its product as hypothetical. NCBI's taxonomy places the organism in Eukaryota, Fungi, Basidiomycota, Tremellomycetes, Tremellales, Cryptococcaceae. The coding region runs from base 406 to 1203 and encodes 265 amino acids. Gene Ontology annotation, biological process: proteolysis. The record is from RefSeq and is a predicted model, not a curated record. The transcript is spliced from 9 exons. Gene Ontology annotation, molecular function: calcium-dependent cysteine-type endopeptidase activity.